CUCUUCCUCUUUCCUCUCCAUCCUUGUUCCUCUUCUCCUCCCCAUGAUCACCCCCUCCCACCCCCCCUUUAAUGGUUCAUCUUUUGCUUCCUUAGCCUCUUCUCAGAGACCAACCUAGCUAGCUAUACUUUCUUUAAUUUCUGCAUGCACCAACAGUUGCUUUCAUGCAUGCACUUUCUUCUAUUUAUUUUCUCUUUCACAAACAAAAAAAGAGAAGAGUUCUGAGAGAGGAGGAGAAAGAAUAAGAGAUCUUGGCCAAGAUCUAGGCUACUAUCAAGCAAUUUCUUAUUCUUUCCUUUAGAUUCUUGGUUGGUAUUUGCUCCUUUUUUGUAAGCCCAUUAACAAAGUAUAUACACACCUUGGAUGAUCACUAAACCUAAUUUGUCACCUGUCCCAGCUACUCUUCAAUAUUCCUUUUAGGAACCAUCAAAUUAAAGAUAUGAUGAUGAGAACAAGCAAAACACGUUUGGGGGAAUGAAGAGAGGAAGAGAGAUCAUGAUGAAGGUAGCUAGGUGCAUGAGAAAUUAGGGUUUGGUGGAGGCGAAAUAUGCCUGGAGGGAUCAUCAUGAAUCCAAUGAGACAUGUUCCCACAUCGAUGAUCGGAAGGAACGCCGGCGCCUUGUAUGGGUCUUCAUCGCCGCUUUCCCUUGGGCAGAUCGCAAGCCCAAACAUGUUGGAGGGGCAGCAACUUCCAGUACUCCAACACCAACACCACCAUCUUAUGGAGAUCCCGCAGCUGCAGGCGGUCACCGCAGAGAGCGAGUCGGUGCAGCCGGCUCUGGAGGAGGAGUUUGAGAGCAAUAAGUCGGGCAGCGAGAACGUCGAGGUCGAGGACGCCUUCGCUGACGAUCAGGACCCGAACCAACGGCCGAAGAAGAAGCGAUACCACCGCCACACCCAACACCAAAUUCAAGAGUUGGAGUCGUUCUUCAAGGAGUGUCCUCACCCGGAUGACAAGCAGCGGAAGGAGCUGAGCCGAGAGCUCGGUUUGGAGCCCCUCCAAGUCAAAUUCUGGUUCCAAAACAAGCGCACCCAAUUGAAGGCUCAGCAAGAGCGGCAGGAGAACGGCCAUCUGCGUGCCGAUAACGAGAAGCUGCGGGCGGAGAACAUGAGGUACAAGGAGGCCCUCGGCAAUGCUUCGUGCCCCAACUGCGGCGGCCCCGCCUCCCUCGGCGAGAUGUCCUUCGACGAGCACCACCUUCGCAUCGAGAAUGCUCGCCUAAGGGAAGAGAUUGAUAGGAUAUCGGCAAUAGCAGCAAAGUACGUCGGGAAGCCGAUAGCGUCAUACCCGCUGAUCCCCGAUUCAUUCUCGUUGCACUCGCCGUUAGAAUCGUUUACUGAUCAUCAUCAUCAGAUGCUCGGCGGUGGGGAGAUACUAAGGAGCCAUUCAGAGAUCGAGAAGCCGAUGGUUAUCGAGCUCGCGGUUGCUGCCAUGGAAGAGCUCAUCAGGAUGGCUCAGCUCGGUGAGCCGCUCUGGACGCUGGACGGACGCUGCACGGAGAAACUCAACGAAGAAGAGUAUGCGCAGAAUUUUCCGAGAGGUAUCGGGCCGAAACCGUUCGAUCUCAAGUCCGAGGCGUCGAGGGAGACCGCGGUAGUUAUAAUGAAUCAUAUCAACCUUGUUGAGAUACUAAUGGAUGUGAAUCAGUGGCGUACAAUUUUCUCUAGUAUUGUCUCGAGAGCUACUACUUUGGAAGUGCUAUCAACAGGAGUUGCAGGCAACUACAAUGGAGCAUUGCAAGUGAUGUCGGCAGAGUUCCAAGUACCGUCCCCGCUCGUCCCGACGCGAGAGAGCUUAUUCGUGAGGUACUGCAAGCAACACGCAGACGGAACCUGGGCGGUGGUCGACGUCUCCUUGGACAGUUUACGCGCCAAUAGCCCUGCAACGCUUUGCCGACGGAGGCCAUCGGGCUGCUUAAUCCAAGAAAUGCCAAAUGGUUACUCCAAGGUGAUCUGGGUUGAACAUGUUGAUCAAGUGGAUGACAGGUCUGUGCACAAUAUAUACAAGCCCUUAGUGAACUCAGGACUCGCAUUCGGGGCGAAGAGAUGGGUUACUACCUUGGAUCGGCAGUGCGAGCGUCUGGCGAGUGUGAUGGCGAGUAAUAUUCCCUCCGGCGAUAUCGGCGUUAUAACAAGCGCGGAAGGGAGGAAGAGCAUGCUGAAGUUGGCAGAGAGGAUGGUCAUAAGCUUCUGCGGGGCAGUGACGGCCUCGACGACCCAUCAAUGGACGACGCUAUCAGGGAGCGGUGCCGAGGAUGUGAGGGUAAUGACGAGGAAGAGUGUUGAUGACCCCGGUCGGCCUCCUGGAAUUGUUCUCAAUGCUGCCACCUCCUUCUGGCUUCCCGUAUCACCGAAGCGGGUCUUCGAUUUCCUCCGCGAUGAGAGCUCUCGGAGUGUGUGGGACAUCCUCUCCAAUGGCGGCGUUGUUCAAGAAAUGGCUCACAUAGCUAAUGGCAGAGACCACGGCAAUUGCGUAUCUCUCCUCCGUGUCAAUAGUGUGAACUCAAACCAGAGCAAUAUGCUGAUACUCCAAGAGAGCUGCACCGAUCCGACGGGAUCAUACGUGAUAUACGCACCAGUGGAUGUCGUGGCCAUGAAUGUUGUGCUGAACGGCGGCGACCCCGACUGCGUCGCACUCCUGCCAUCAGGCUUUGCCAUACUUCCUGACGGGCCCUCUGCUGUGCCCGGUGGCACCACCGUAGAGGUCGGCUCUAGCGGGUCUCUUCUGACGGUAGCAUUUCAAAUAUUGGUCGAUUCAGUUCCAACCGCGAAGCUCUCGCUCGGGUCGGUCGCAACAGUUAACAGCCUCAUUGCGUGCACUGUCGAGAGGAUCAAGGCUGCGGUGUGCGGUGAGAGCUGACGGCCGGUGAAUCUGAGAGAGGUUAAUGACCGAAUGGAGUUGGGGAAUGAUUUAGAUCAUAAAAGUGGCGAGUCAAGAACGCACCUCAGACUCUCCUUGCCAUGUGGUGUUGGCUAUGCAUUGUUUGCAUCUCUCUCUCUCUCUCUCUCUCUCUCUCUCUACACCACCACCACUAUGCAAGGGGUGUUGGUUCGGGUAUUGACUUUCCCUCUCUCUCUCUCUAAAAGUGCUUCUACCUACAAGUUUUCUGAGGCACCUCUCUAUCUAGUUUCCUAGAUCUGUUAUUUGUUCUUCUUUUGUAAGUGUUUUCCCUUGAAGUGAUAGUUGAGAAAUACUCUGUUGUUAGUUUAUGUGACUACUUUGGCUCCCAUCUCGUGAA
Ananas comosus (pineapple) is the source of this 3239-nucleotide messenger RNA. Its product is annotated as homeobox-leucine zipper protein ROC2-like. The coding region runs from base 548 to 2860 and encodes 770 amino acids. Gene Ontology annotation, molecular function: DNA binding; lipid binding; DNA-binding transcription factor activity, RNA polymerase II-specific. The record is from RefSeq and is a predicted model, not a curated record. Gene Ontology annotation, biological process: regulation of DNA-templated transcription. The transcript is spliced from 12 exons. Lineage: Eukaryota; Viridiplantae; Streptophyta; Magnoliopsida; Poales; Bromeliaceae.